Molecule: messenger RNA, 1939 nt
Organism: Triticum aestivum (bread wheat)
Lineage: Eukaryota; Viridiplantae; Streptophyta; Magnoliopsida; Poales; Poaceae
Exons: 3
Coding region: 471-1847 (458 amino acids)
Molecular function (GO): protein dimerization activity
Source: RefSeq, a predicted model, not a curated record
UGAUGCGGCUGGCCGAUUGACGAAGCCGAGGAGACAGCUCGACCUGGAACGUGUCGCCUCGAUCCUUCGAUUCAACCGCCGCUGCGCAGCGCUGCGUCUCCUCCGCCGCCUCUGACGCACAUCGCCGCGCCGCAUGCCCGCAUCCGCCAUCGGCCGCGUCACCAAUCUGCCAUCUUGGAUCUAGCAGAUCGAUCUCCUCGCGCAUGUUCGCUGCUUCGCCUCCAAUUGAGAAACGGCGGCAGCACCAGCGCACACACAUCAGGCACCGACACUGAUUCCUCUGAUUGUUUUUUACGAGUCACAUCCUGUCAAUUUUGAGUGUGGUUUGCAUUGGCUUGCUAGAAAACUUGUGAAGCAGUACAGGGAAAACAAGAGCAAGCAGGGCGGUGAUUUGAAGCGUUUGUGGGACAGAGCUGCUUCAAAGGCGCAGAAGAUAAGUUCAACAUCAACACCAACAUCAGUAUCUAUCGAUGCUGAAAACCAAGAUCAAGAUCAAAAAUGUUUGUAACCCACCUUCCAACGAACUACAGUUGGCACUAGUGCAGACAAGUAAUAACAGUGGCAUGGAACCGGAGAUAGGUUCGCCAGAUGUAGAAGAUGAAGAUUCGGAUGAAGAAUUUGAUGAUGAAGCAGUGUAUGUACUUCAGCCUGAUCCCGGGAAGAGGAUUCCCAUCAUGAACUAUGACGUCAAUGAUCAAGACUUGGUGAGAAGGAGAUACAUUGCAAUGGGGGCUUGUCAACCAAAGAAACAUCAAUUCAAAAUAACAAAAAUUGGAGGUAAUAACCGUCGCUUUUCAGCUCAUUGGUUUGACACAUACGAAUGGCUUGAGUAUAGUGUUGAACUAGAUGCGGUGUUUUGCUUUGUUUGCUACUUGUUCAAGGAUAAAACUAAACAUAAAGGUGGUGAUGCUUUUGUGAAAGGAGGGUUCAGAAAUUGGAACAUGAUGAAAAAUAGGUGUGAAAAACAUCCUGGUUCUCUCACUAGUGCUCAUUGUGAAGCUCAAGAGAAAUAUGAUUUGUUCAUUAAGCCCGAUGCAUCAAUUAGGCAGUCUAUGGCUUCAACUUCCAAACAAGCCAAGGCUCGAUAUAUUUCUCGACUAGGUUAUUCUAUUUACUGUCUGAGAUUUCUUGAUCGUGAGAAGCUGCGAGAAGAUAGUGGGUGGGAAUUAUUUCUAGAAAAUGUCAAGUCUUUUUGUCUGAAGCAUAAGAUCAAAGUGCCCGACAUGGAUGGAUUCUAUAAGUCAGCUCUACGAUCUAAUAAGUUCUUCAAGAAAGUUAAGAAUCUCCAUCGCUUUUGUAUUGAUAUGUUUUUGGGUCUCAUUGAUAGGCAACUUCAAGAGCUCAACAAUAGGUUUGAUGAGGUAAACACCGAAAUACUUGUCUGUAUGGCAUCAUUCAAUCCUGUUGAUUCAUUUGCUGCUUAUGAUCAAGAGAAGUUGGUCAAGCUUGCCCACUUUUAUCCUAAGGAUUUCUCAAAGACGGAAAUAUUGAAACUUCCUUAUGAAUUGUCAAUGUUUAUUGCUGAUAUGCGUAGAGAUGAAAGAUUUAGAAAGGUGAAGAAUAUUGCCCAACUUUCAGCCAAGCUUGUUGAGACAAAGAAGAACAUAUCAUAUGCCAUUGUUUACAAGCUUCUCAAGUUGGUCUUAAUUCUUCCGGUGGCGACUGCUAGUGUUGAGAGGGUCUUCUCUUCGAUGAAUUAUGUGAAGAAUAAGUUAAGAGCCAAAAUGGGGGAGCAAUAUUUGAAUGAUUGCUUGGUUACUUUUCUUGAGCGUAAAUUCUUCAUGCAAGUAAAGGAAGACACCAUCAUUUCUCGCUUACAAAAGGGUGAUCGUAGAGUUAAAUUUUGAUUCUUCUUGCUGCAAUGUAACUGAAUUAUUGGAUACAGUGUUGCUACAAGUAAUAAUUUAUAGUUUCGCUGUUAUUAUUAUGAACUUUUCUA